UUUAUUUUUUUUUGCAAGACCUUAUGUAUCCAGAGAUUAGGUGCAAGUUGCACAAUCCUUCCCAGGCUGGUUUAUUUCUCUCUCUGGGGGAUUGUGGAUCCAACGCUUUCACAGGGUAUAAACAGCCAACUUGUUCAUUCCCCAAGUUACCUAAGGCAAAGCCAGUCGCAGCAGCAGCAGCAACAAACCUCUUCAAUCCCACCUUCCCAGAGCGCAAAGGCGAAGACUUCAUAGGUGAAGACUGAGGCGGAGGGAAGCCCAAGAUACAGAGUGACCAUGUGGCUCCUUUUGGAUCUCUCUGUCGAGACCUGGGUGUUUCUAACUGCGUUCAUCAGUCUACUGAUGCUGUACGGCAUCUGGCCUUACGGAGUCUUCAAGAAGCUCGGCAUCCCUGGGCCGAGACCUCUCCCUUUCAUUGGCACGAUGCUACACAAUCGCCAUGGGUCAAUAAAGUUUGAUCAAGACUGUUAUGAGAAAUAUGGAAAAAUCUGGGGGUUUUAUGACGGUCGAACGCCUGUGUUGGGUGUUGCUGAUCCAGCCAUCAUUAAAACAGUACUGGUGAAAGAGUGCUAUUCUACUUUUAUAAACCGCCGGGACGUUGGUCCAAUGGCUGAACUGGAAGAAGGUGUUUUAACAGCAAAAGAUGAGCAAUGGAAGAGGCUUCGGACCCUGCUCUCGCCAACCUUCACCAGCGGAAAGCUAAAAGAUAUGUUUCCCAUCAUUGUGCACUAUGCGAAAAGCCUCAUGAAAAAUGUUCAAGCCAAAGUGGAGAGGGAAGAACCGCUGGACAUUAAAGGCCUCUUUGGAGCAUACAGCAUGGACGUCGUCACCAGCACCUCAUUUGGCGUGACCACCGACUCCAUCAACAACCCCAAUGACCCCUUUCUCAAGGAAGUGGAGAAGUUAAUCGAUGUUAAUUUCACUUCUCCUGUUUUAAUGCUGUUGAAUGUAUUCCCGUUCCUGAGACCUCUGUUGACGAUGAUGGGCAUGAGCUUUUUUCCCCGUGACGCCAUGAAGUUCUUUGCAAAAUCAUUUGCCAAAAUCAAGGAGAAUCGGGAGAAAGGGAGUGAAAAGGGCAGAGUGGAUUUCUUACAGUUGAUGAUAGAGUACCAAAAAGCAAGCGACGCAAAAAGAAGCAAUGAGGUAGCUAACAAAGCUUUGACGGACAGUGAGAUUCUGGCACAAGCUAUUACCUUAAUAGUUGCAGGAUAUGAGGAUACCAGCAACAACCUCAGUUACACGGCUUACGAAUUAGCUCUCCACCCUGACGUCCAGCAGAAACUGCAGGAGGAGAUUGACUUGGUUCUGCCCAAUAAGGCUCCUCUUACCUACGAGUCCAUCAUGCAAAUGGAAUACCUCGACAUGACAAUGAACGAAACCCUCCGGUUGUAUGCGAACACUUUUCGGCUUGAAAGGGAGUGCAAGAAAGACGUGGAGAUCAACGGCAUUGCCAUUCCAAAGGGGACUGUGGUGAUGGUUCCACCACGCGUCUUGCAUCUUGAUCCAGAAUACUGGUCCGAACCCAAAGAAUUUAGACCUGAAAGGUUCAGCAAGGAGAUGAGAGACAAAAUAGAUCCCUACGUGUUCAUGCCUUUUGGAGCCGGACCCAGAAUUUGCAUUGGAAUGAGAUUUGCUAUGCUGACAAUGAAAACGGCUAUCAUUGGUCUUCUGCAGCAUUUCAGCUUCAAGCCCUGCAAGGAAACACAGAUCCCUUUGCAGCUGUCUACGCGUGGAUUCGCAAGACCUGCCAAACCGAUCAUCCUGAAAUUUGUUCCCAGAGCCAGCUCCACAUGCUAGUGGAGUUUCUGUCUACCAACUCUUUUAGGAAUGCAGUGAUACCAUUUGGUAAUUUUAGAGUCUAGACUUGAGAGUCCCCUUGUAUAACUUCAAAUGCAAUGCUUCAGGCCACCCGGAGGGCUCUUUAGCUGAAUUCAGGCACCGGGGCCCCUGGACUUCUGUUCCAAAGUCUGACCUGUACAGAACUGUGGACAGAAUAUUAUCUCAGCUACUGCACCACCAGAUCUGCUGUUUCCACAUAGCUUCUUGUUUGCAAUUCUGGCAUAACCACGGCUUGCGGGCUAAUUUGCAGGAAAAAUUGCCAUGGAAUUACAAGAACAUCUCAGCUUUCUUUUCCAAAUAACAUCAUUGGUGUGUGUGCAUGCGA
Messenger RNA from Heteronotia binoei (common prickly gecko), 2164 nucleotides. Its product is annotated as cytochrome P450 3A21-like. The record is from RefSeq and is a predicted model, not a curated record. The transcript is spliced from 13 exons. NCBI's taxonomy places the organism in Eukaryota, Metazoa, Chordata, Lepidosauria, Squamata, Gekkonidae. Gene Ontology annotation, molecular function: iron ion binding; testosterone 6-beta-hydroxylase activity; heme binding. Bases 277 to 1797 code for a protein of 506 amino acids. Gene Ontology annotation, biological process: oxidative demethylation; steroid metabolic process.